Paraglomus brasilianum is the source of this 120-nucleotide messenger RNA. NCBI's taxonomy places the organism in Eukaryota, Fungi, Glomeromycota, Glomeromycetes, Paraglomerales, Paraglomeraceae. The record is from the annotation of a GenBank genome assembly.
AGGAUAUAUAUUUGCAAUGCCCACUCGUAAUAAUUUAGACGGGUUAGCGACCGGACUUAAAGUAGAAAUUAUUCUCCACUUGAAUAAUCCUACACCACUUGCUCGAUGCUCCCGUGCUUG